Molecule: messenger RNA, 3308 nt
Organism: Paramisgurnus dabryanus
Lineage: Eukaryota; Metazoa; Chordata; Actinopteri; Cypriniformes; Cobitidae
Source: RefSeq, a predicted model, not a curated record
CCAACCGGAUUACAAGAAGCACGAGCUGUCCAGAGACAGAGUGGUGCUGAAAUACACGCGUUAUCCUUUCAGCACGACACACACAUGCACACCAUGGACGCCGGAGCGAGAGGAAUGCACUGGAAACUUUUAAUACUUUCUUGUCUCUUGGCGGACGGGAUGAGCCAGGACUUCGGACAGACCCAGUUUAUUUGCACGUCCGUGCCCAAGGAUAUGGACAUAUGCGCCGCCACACUGCAGAACAGCGUGCCCGGUGAGGAUCUGAAAAGCACGGUCAUGCAGCUGCGAGAGACCGUACUGCAACAGAAAGAAACGAUCAUGAACCAAAAAGAAACCAUUAGAGAACUGACUUCCAAGUUGACGCGAUGCGAGAGUCAGAGCGCCUCCGAGCCCGGUGACGCCCGGGUCGGGGGACGACGAAAAGAACCGGGCGCUAAGAACACGAUGGGGGAUGUAUCGAGGGGUCCGACGGAUACGCUGGCUCAACUCUCUCAGACUUUACAAUCCCUCAAGCAGAGACUGGAAAACCUGGAGCAAUUUAGCCGGAAUAACAACUCAGUCCAGGCGAACAGCUUAAAAGAUCUUCUGCAGACCAAAAUCGACGACCUGGAGAAGCAGGUGCUGUCCCGAGUGAACGGGCUGGAGGAAGGAAAGCCGGGGCUGCGCAACGAGAGCGAGCAGCGCGGGCGCGUCGAGUCCACUCUCACCUCACUGCAGCAGAGAAUCACUGAUCUAGAGAAAGGUAAACAGGAUAACAGACCCUUGGAUAAAUUCCAGCUGACGUUCCCACUGAGGACCAACUACAUGUAUGCUAAAGUAAGAAAGAGCCUGCCGGAGAUGUACGCCUUCACAGUGUGCAUGUGGAUCAAAUCCAACGCCUCUCCGGGAGUGGGAACGCCUUUCUCUUAUGCAGUGCCUGGUCAGGCUAAUGAGCUGGUGCUUAUCGAAUGGGGAAACAACCCAAUGGAACUGCUCAUCAAUGAUAAGGUUGCAAAGCUGCCCUUCCUCAUCAAUGAUGGCAAAUGGCAUCACAUUUGUGUUACUUGGACCACACGAGAUGGAGUGUGGGAAGCAUACCAGGAUGGUGUAAUGAGGGGAAAUGGGGACAGUCUGGCCCCUUACCAUCCAAUCAAACCACAAGGGGUCUUAAUUCUGGGACAGGAACAGGACACUCUGGGCGGAGGAUUCGACGCCACUCAAGCGUUCGUCGGCGACAUGGCGAAUUUUCACAUUUGGGAUCGAAAGCUGUCAGUCGGAGAGAUUUAUAACCUGGCCACCUGCAGCAGCAAAGCACAAGUAGGGAACGUCUUCUCCUGGUUGGAAACCAACAUCGAGAUCUACGGAGGGGCUUCAAAAUGGACUUUCGAAGCCUGUCGCCAGCUGAACUGAACAUGGAGAAAUCUUAAAGCCAGUGAGGGAUACGAGUUACCAGGUCUCUGUUAUCAAAUCAUUCACCUUCGAAGGACAUUUUCAAACAAGCACAAUCACGGACAUCGGUAUGAUCGGGAAUUUUCUAGGCAUUUCAAUAAUUCUCGUCUCUUGACAUUUCCAAACAAUCAGUUUUCCUCUGUUUAUUUCUGGAUCCCGGGUUGCUCGUAAUUCUUAGCUCGAAGGCGCUGCGUUUUUGCAUCCUUCUCUGUCGGGCAAGUGACGCCUUGUCGGAAAACUACUCACACGCAUCUUUGCAAUCUGGAUCAUUUGACCCUUCCCCCUCCCUUCUCGCAGGAAGCCAUAAAGUCUCGCAGUAGAUGUCUGAAACCACUUAAGUUACUUCUGGCCCAUCAGGAUUAUUAGAUUGAUCUACUCACUGCCUGGGAUACUCACUGUGAACUACGGAUGUAGAAUGUAAAACAAGCGAAGACGAGUACAAAACAAUGUUUUUGUUCUUUGGUUUCCUUUACUUCUUGUGAUUUUAUUCUGUCUUAUCACCUCCUGCUUGACGCAUUUUCGUUGGUGUGUGCGUUUGUGCGUGUGUGUGUGCGUUUGUAAAAAAACUAGAAAAUUAUUGCCAACAUAUUUCAAGCCUGGGUGCCUUGGGCUGUUGAAAAAGAUCAAAACAAGAUCGACACAUUUGUCAUUUUCUGCUGUGUGCUUCUAUUUAUCUCUUUCUUUCCUUGUGCAACUACCGAUUUAAACGUUAUGUUGGUUACACCUCGAAAACAAUUCAGCUGGACAAUGAGAAGAGUCUCUUAUUUUAAAGUACGUCAUGGCGUGUUCGUAUUUUUCAAGGAAUGUUACGUGUACAGAAAACAGCAUGACCAUCUAAAUGCUGCAGCAGCAUCGAUGAAAAUCUGCUUUUAUUAGCUCAUUUUGGGUUGAGAUUUUAUACUGUAUUGUUAUAUGCUAAAAGCAUGGCAGCACUGAGAGAUGAAAAAGGUCUAAUUUUUGUAAUAAAAAUUGUUAUAUCAAAAAAAGCGAGUGUGAAAAUGCCUUUUAAUGAUUUAUUUGUAUUAAUCAAUAUCAAAAUGAGUACUGUCAUUAAUGGAAUAUCUUAUAACCAGAGAGAAAACAACUGACAUGCAAAGUGAUUGUGUUUAUAUACUUAGCAACCAUAUGAUAUCUCAUGGUGAUUCAUACGUAUUUUCAGAGGUGGCUAAUUCGUAAUAAUUUAUUAUGACCACAUACAUACAUUUUUCUACAUUUUCUUGUGAAGUCAUGGAUAGGGGUAGGGUUUCAUUAAUGUUUUUGCACAAUUAACUUUGUGGGAAUUCGUACGAAUUAGCCAACUCAUAAAAUAUGUACGAAUUCUAGUAAGAUCAUGUUGGAAAAGGCUCAUAUAAAAAAUGCCAAUGUCUUCUGCGCUUGCACAGAAAAAAACGGAAUAUAUUUGUUUAGGCUUAUUGUGUCAGUAAUCACACUUUUACAUUCGCUACAUUCGGGACUGUAUGUUUCUGUAAACCGCACAUUCUGUUAUCAUUUAUCCACGUUUUAAACAAGUAGACUUUAAGACUUAAAAUUCAGCUUUGCUUCGUUAAAAUUUUAUUAGUAUUAAGUUAACAUUUAAGCAUAAUAAGUGGAUGAAUGUCUUACUAGGGUAACAACUAACCAGGUGCAUGAAGUGCCUAAAUCUAGAGAUUAGAUUUUGUUUGCUGGCAGACUGCAAAAGCCUGAAGUUUGCUUGUAUAUUUUUUUAAUAAGUGCUUUAUUGUUUUGUGUGCAAUAGAGCUGCAGGGAACCCGGAAGUUAGCUUCAUAUGGGCUUCCUUAGCAAAACGUCAGUGGGAUUUUUCCAUAGGCUUUUUGUAUUACGCUAAGAAAAUGAUUGUAUUAUCGCUCUGUGAUAUUCGGGGGGUUUGUCCAUCAAGAUAA